AUGUUCCUCACUCGAACUCGCCCUAGUCGCUACAUGGGUAUCAUGAUGAUGCUCUGGGCCGUCGUCAGUGCUCUCACAGCCGUCGCAAAGGACUUCAAGGGUCUCCUCCUCACCCGAUUCUUCCUCGGUCUCACCGAAGCUCCCUACUACCCCGGUGCCGUCUACCUCCUCUCCAUCUUCUACACCCGCAAGGAAGUCGCAACCCGAAUUGCCAUCCUCUACACCGGAAACAUCCUCGCCACAGCUUUCGCCGGUCUCAUCGCCGCCGGUAUCUUCCACGGUCUUGACGAUGUCGCUGGCCUUCCUGGCUGGAAGUGGCUCUUCAUUCUCCAGGGUGCCGUCACCUUUGUCAUCGCUGUCGUCGGAUACUUUAUUCUGCCCGACUUCCCCUUGACUACUCGGUGGUUGACCGACGAGGAGAGACAAUUAGCUUACAACCGUAUGGAACUCGACACUGUCGCCAACAAGGGUGAGACCAGCACCAUGGAGGGAUUGAAGCAGGCUGCCAAGGAUCCUCUUGUCUGGAUCUUUUGUGCUAUGGCUCAUCUUCACUUGGCUGCCAACGGUUUCAAGAACUUCUUCCCCACUGUCGUCGAGACCCUUGGCUUUGACCGAACCAUCACUCUCGUCCUUACUUGCCCUCCAUACCUCAUCGCCGGUGCCAGCACCAUCCUCGUCUCAUGGAUGUCCGGUCGAUACAACGAGCGAACGUGGCACAUCACCGCUUCUAAGGCUGUAGCUGUUGUUGGUUUCGCCGCCGCUGCUGCUACCAUGAACACUGCCGGUCGCUACGUCUGCAUGGUCAUCUUCACUAUCGGUACAUACGCUGUCAACAGUCUUAUCCUCGGUUGGUGCGGAUCCGUCUGUGGUCAGACCAAGGAGAAGAAGGCAGUUGCUAUCAGCAUGGUCACCAUGAUCAUGAACGUCAGCUUCAUCUGGACUCCUUACUUGUGGCCCAAGAGCGAUGCCCCCAGAUAUGCCAUUGCUAUGGGUAGCAGCGCUGGUUUCAGUAUCGGAACUGCUGCUCUUGCCUGGUUGGCCAAGUUUAUCCUUAAGAAGCGAAACCAGAAGCUUCGCGCUCAGGAGAACGAGAACAUGGUCUACUACGUCUACUAA
This is a messenger RNA of Fusarium coffeatum, 1116 nucleotides long. RefSeq lists its product as uncharacterized. NCBI's taxonomy places the organism in Eukaryota, Fungi, Ascomycota, Sordariomycetes, Hypocreales, Nectriaceae. Bases 1 to 1116 code for a protein of 371 amino acids. Gene Ontology annotation, biological process: transmembrane transport. Gene Ontology annotation, cellular component: membrane. The transcript is spliced from 2 exons. The record is from RefSeq and is a predicted model, not a curated record. Gene Ontology annotation, molecular function: transmembrane transporter activity.